CCUCUCAAACCAUACCUCUUUGUCUUUCUGUCUGGUAGUGGGAAACUUGAAAAUCUGGGCUUCGUCCUCUCUGUUCCUUUUACUCGAAUUUUGCCCUCUUUGAUCGAUCCCAAUGCUUACUUUUCUCCUCUCCCUCCUGUUCUCCUCUCUAUUUUUAGUGAUGAGUCUCUCUGUUUUUAACUCUGCUUUUAAAACCCACCUAAACCCAAAAGGACAAAGCAACAGAGAAAAGAAAACCGAUCUAAAUACCCCCAUCCUCUCUGUCUUUCUCUGUUUCUUCUGUAUCCUUUAUAUCCUUCCACGACCACAUACCACAAAGGAACAAACAAAGACUUGAAAAAAAAACUCAUUUUUUAAAACUCUUUGAGGCUAAGAUUCUAUGGAAGAAUUCAGCUUUAGGGGAAGCCAUGUACCGGCAUUUGGAAGCUGGGAUUGCAACAAUGACGACUUGCCUUUCACUCAGUGUUUUGAAUCUGCGAGGCAACCCGGGUUGCAUCGUUACAGCUACUCUGAAGAUCGUGACUUGUACGUGUCGGGGGACUUGUACCAGAACGAUGUUGUCACUCCCGCCAUGAUCGUCGUUCCUCGCCGAAGGGUAAGCGCAAAAACGCAUGGGAAAGAAGCGAAAAGGAAGGGUUGGGAGGUGGGUGAUAUGAAGGAACCAGCGAGCCCUGUUUCACCACCACCUCCGCCGCCACCAAGAAAUGCUCCGAGAGCUGUUGAUGAAGAUCUUUACCAGAUCUCACCGGACCUCCUCUAUGCCAAACUCAAAAGGAAGAGAGGGCGAGGCCUCUUUUCAAGCUGCUUGCUGCCGACCUGUAUUCCAUGAUGAAUCUGACUGGAGAUUUAUAGUACUGCCGCGAACAUAUAUAUAUAUAUAUAUAUGAAAAAUGAGAAUGUAAUUUGUAUUCUGCAGUAAAAAAAUGCCAAAGAAAAUGAUAGAAGAUAAAUGAUCAUUAUCAUAUGGUAAUGGUUAGAGGAUCUUCUUUCUAGUGUUUUAAUUCUUUGUUUGUUUAGCUAUUUUUUCCUGGUGCCUUUUGUUUUGUUGUCAAUCCCUGCUAGCUGUGCAGAGAGUGGAGGAAUUAGUGUUGGACUUUGAGGGUUGAUCCAAGAAAAUCUACCAAAAAUAUUUUUUCAUCUUGAAAUUAUUAUGGUGAUCCAUACCAUAUGUUCUA
Messenger RNA from Camellia sinensis, 1175 nucleotides. Its product is annotated as pathogenic type III effector avirulence factor Avr AvrRpt-cleavage: cleavage site protein. NCBI's taxonomy places the organism in Eukaryota, Viridiplantae, Streptophyta, Magnoliopsida, Ericales, Theaceae. The record is from RefSeq and is a predicted model, not a curated record.